AUGCACCUAAGUGACAGGGAAAAGGUUUCUUGUGCUGCACAUACACUGAAAAAGGAUGCUAAUAUUUGGUGGGAAGUGGUUAAGCAGACAAGAGAAGAUAAUCAUAUGACUUGUGAAGACUUUGAACUGGUCUUCAAUGAAAAGUUUUAUAAUGAAGCUGUGUUGAUUGUUAAAGUAAUUGAGUUCACUAGAUUACAACAAGGGAAUUUUCCAGUGGUUGAGUACGCUAGGAAAUUUGAUCGGUUAGCCAAGUUUGCACCAGACUUGGUUAACACUGAAACUAGUAGAGCUGUGGAGAAAGCUUUAAGAGCCGAACACAGAGAAGAAAAGAUAGCACAAGCUAAAGCUGCUACUAGUAUGCGUCGUAGAGACACUCCAUUAAAUAAAAAACAAAGCUGCUUUCCCAAUGACAACAAAAGAGGGACCCAGAAUUUCCAAUUUAGACAAGGACAGAAUAAGAAAUUUAAAGGAGGUAAGCAAAAUAGGCAAUCUGGAUUCCAACAACAACCACAAUGUCAAACUUGUGGAAAGAAUCAUUUCGAGGAGUGCAGGCUUCUAAGUAAGAUUUGCUUCAAAUGUGGCAAGGGGGAUCAUUUUAUCAAAGAUUGUCCAUUGAUGAAGAACCAACAAAAGAAGGAUGAACCUUAA
This is a messenger RNA of Humulus lupulus (European hop), 648 nucleotides long. RefSeq lists its product as uncharacterized. Gene Ontology annotation, molecular function: nucleic acid binding; zinc ion binding. The coding region runs from base 1 to 648 and encodes 215 amino acids. The transcript has 2 exons. NCBI's taxonomy places the organism in Eukaryota, Viridiplantae, Streptophyta, Magnoliopsida, Rosales, Cannabaceae. The record is from RefSeq and is a predicted model, not a curated record.